Molecule: messenger RNA, 183 nt
Organism: Huiozyma naganishii CBS 8797
Lineage: Eukaryota; Fungi; Ascomycota; Saccharomycetes; Saccharomycetales; Saccharomycetaceae
Gene: TOM7
Product: Tom7p
Exons: 1
Coding region: 1-183 (60 amino acids)
Biological process (GO): protein import into mitochondrial matrix; protein insertion into mitochondrial outer membrane
Cellular component (GO): mitochondrial outer membrane translocase complex; mitochondrial outer membrane
Source: RefSeq, a predicted model, not a curated record
AUGAACUUUCUUUCAUCUUUUAUUUUGAGUGAUGAAUCCAAGGAGAGAGUGUCCAAAAUCCUCAGUCUGAGCCACACGGUGGCCCACUACGGUUGGAUCCCAUUCAUUUUGUACCUCGGCUGGACGCAGACAUCGAACAAGCCAAACUUGUUGAAUCUGCUGUCCCCGUUGCCCAGUGUCUGA